AUGUAUACAAGAACUCGACGAAAAAAACGUACAGCAAGUAUGGAAGCUACUGCUGGUGAACGAGAUGCUGAUGAAGAAGGUGAUGAUAAUGAUAGUCAACAAGUAUCAAAAGCAAGACGAAAUCAUAAUCGACAAAGAGAUUUAUCGAAAACAACUGAUCCUGUUGCAUCAGCUUCUCUAUCCAGUCUUGCCGUACCAAUUAGUGAUGAUAAUUAUCAUCAACCACAUCGCUCACCAGCUGUUCACAUUGCUCAUUUACUUCAUGAAGCAAAUCUUUCUAAUCUCAUUCAACUUGAUUGGGUUAAUCAAAUAAAAUCUUUUCUUAAUGAACGUUCACAUCUUCUGAAUCAGAUUGAUUUUAUUCGAACACAAUUUGAAAAACAAUAUAAUUCAGUUAAACAUCGUCUUGAAGAAACUGAAACAGAAAAUGAACGUCUUACUACACAACAUCGUUCGGCAACCAAACAACUUCUUCUAUAUAAAAAUCUUGUUGAAGCACCUGAAAUUUCUGAUUCACCAACAAAGACAAAAGAUUAUCAACAAUUAAAAUUAACAAUUGAUGCUAUUUUAAAAGAAAAUGAACGUUUAUACGCUGAAAUACAUGAUUUUAAAACAAGUGAUCCUGUUUAUGAACAAGUACAAUUAUUAGAAACAGCUAAUAAACAUUUAAAACAAGAAUUAAUUCAAGCAACAAAUCAAAAUCAUCGUUUAAAAAAAAUGAUUAAUAUUGAUGAAAUCAAACAUUUAAAAUCAAAACUUGCAAAAGCAAUUGAUGAAUGUGAACAAUUAAGAUUACUAAAUAAAAAACUUAUUAAUGAAGUUCAAUUACGUCAACGUCAAUUACCAACAUCAUCACCUAAACAGCUACGUGUCUAUCCUCAUCCACCGUCUCAACGACAACUACAACUUUCACCAAUAUCACAACAUUCAGCAAUAAGUCCACCUUCAUCAACAGGUCUACUAAGACGUGGUGACGAAAAUAUUUCACUGUUAACAAUCCAAAAUUUACGACAAUUUGAAAUAACAUCUCAUUAUCCAACACCAGUUUCGUCAACAUCAGCUGAUAUUGCUGAAUUACGAGAACAUGUCCAUCUGUUAGAACAAAAAUUACAACAACGUGAAUAUGAAUUACAAACAUUACAAAUUGAAAUCGAAAAAGGUACAAGUUCAAUAAUGAGUUCAAUUGAAGAUCUUAAUAUAGCUUCAUCAUCUGUUUCACCAUCUCAACAUUCCCCAUCAACAAAUUUUGCAUUAACUACCAUAAAAAAUCAACCAGUAAUUGAAGAAUUACAAAAUGAAUUAGAUCAGUUACAUGAUAAAUUAGAUGAAUUAACACGUGAAAAUCAAACAUUAAAAAAUCGUACACAAGAAUUUGAUACAAUUUACGAAGAAAAUGAAUAUUUAUAUGCAGAAAAAAGUCAUUGGAAUGAAGAAAUGGAACGUGCACGUAUACGUGAAUUAGUACUUGAACAAGAAAUACGUACAUUAAAAGAACGUGAAAAAGAAUUUCUUAUAACAAAUGAUUCAAAUGUAAAUAAUUUAAAUACAACACAAUUAAAAUUAAAAAUUGAUUGGUUACAUCAAACAAACAAUCAAUUAGAGCUUGAAAUCGUUCGUUUACGUGAACAACUAGAUUUAAUAACUAAAAAAUGUCAAGACUUAAAAAAAGAAUCAAUUCAAAAAGAUGAACAUUAUAAACAACUAUUAACUGUUGCAGAAGAUAAACAACAAUUACCUCAAGAAUUGGCUCGUUUAGAAAGAAUUAAAAUUGAUAUGGAAAAUCAAAUGGAAAAAGAAAAACAAGAUUAUGAAAAGACUAUUGCAACAUUGGAAGAACAAAGUGAAAAAAGAGAACAAAAAUAUAGUGCUCUUUAUGAUACAAUUCUUAAACUUCAAAGUGAUUAUCGACAGAAAGAAUUAGAUUAUGUUCAACAAAUGGAUGAUGUUGUUAAACGACGUGAUGAACUUCAUACGAAAUUAACAUUACUUCAAAAGGAAUUCGAACAAAUUCAACAAGAGAAUAAAGCUCUUAAAGACGAGAUAAAAUCAAAAGAUGAAAUCAAUCGUGAUCUUAAAUUAGCUUUAACAUCAUCAAAUAAUGAUACACAAACAAUAUAUAAUCAAUUACGUCAAUUAAAUACAAAUCUUGCUGAUUUACAACAAAAAUAUGAAAGAGAUAUAGCUGAACGUGAUAAACAAAUUGAAAUUUUACAUAAUGAACAAAAACAAAUGAUUACAAAUAAUGAUGGAAAUUUAUUAAAAGCUCAUCAAACAAUAAUUCAAUUACAACACGAUAAUAAUCAAUAUUUAAAUCAAAUUGAAACAUGUCAAUCAAAUAGUGAUAAACUUCAAACUGAACUUAAAGAAAAACAAUAUUUUUUGGAACAAAUGCAACAUGAUUUAACAGAACGAUCAGUAUUACAUGUUAAUAUUAAUAAUCAAUUAUCCCAAGAAAAUAAAGGACGAAUAGCAAAAAUAGCUGAAUUAGAACAAGCUUUAUCUCAAGAACAAAAACGUAAAAUAGAAUUACAACGAACAGUUCAAGAUUUAGAAGUUGAAUUACUUAAAUAUCGUGCUGUAGCAAAGGAAUCAUUAGAAAAGAGUCAAGAACUUGAAAGACGUUUUCAUGAAACAGAUAAACAUUUUGAAGAAACAAUACGUACUCAUUUAAAUGAAACAACAGAACCAGCAAGACGUGAAUUAAGUUUAUUAAGAGCUGAAUUAGUUACUAAAUCAGAUCAAAUAACAAUAUUACAACAUACAAUUGAAGAAGAAAAACUUAAACGACAAAGACUUGAAAUGAAAUUAAAACGAUUAAAAGAUGAAUAUAUUAAUGUACGUAAAGAACUUUAUAAUCGUAUUGAAGACAAUAAUACAUUACAACAUGAACUUGUUGAAUGUCGAUUUAAAAAUGAUUAUAAUUUACAUAUUACAACUCAAACAUUUAAUUCAUUAAAAUCUCCAAAUGAAAAAGAAUCAACAGCUGCUGUUCAAUUGUAUUUAAAAGAAAAAUCUGAAAAUCAACAUUGGCAAUUAAAAUGUCGAACAUAUCAACAAAAAGUUGAACAAUUACAAAAAAAUUAUGAAUUAACAAAAGAAAAAUAUAAACAACGUUUACAAGAAGAACGAGGAAUAUUUGAACGUACUAAAAAUAAAUAUUUUGAACAUCUUAAAAAUGUUCAAAAAGAUUUACAUGAAACACGACAAUUACUUGAAAAAGAUACAGAAUUAAAACUAAAUCAAGAAUCUGCAUAUCAACAAUUAAUUGAUGAACGAAGACAAUUACUUACAAGUAUGGUCGAUAAAGAUGCAAAAGUACGUGAAAUGCGUCGCGAAAAUCUUCUAUUGACAUCAAAAAUUCAAUUACUCGAAGAUCAAAUGGAAAAUCUAAACGAUCGUGUUGAUCGAACAUUACGUGAACGAAAUCAACUUCGUCGAGAAAUAAAUAGUGUCCGAUUUGAUAGCAAUAUUUCAAUUGAAACAAGUGCGCGUUCUUCACCAAGUCCUACUCCACCAAGAGCCACUCAUAUUGAAUCAACAACAUGGAGUCAACCUAUUCAUCAUGCAGAAUCAUUUGGUUUCAAUAAUGAUCAUCAUCAUCUACACGAAACAUCAUCUGUUUCAUAA
Messenger RNA from Rotaria sordida, 3627 nucleotides. Lineage: Eukaryota; Metazoa; Rotifera; Eurotatoria; Philodinida; Philodinidae. The record is from the annotation of a GenBank genome assembly.